GUGACACAGAGACACAGGCAGAAUCUCUAUCUACUCUUCUCACACCAUAUUCCUAUUUCUAUUUCUAUAUCUUUCUUUCUAUUACUACCGCAGCAUGCACAUCACAAACCAUGCGGCUUAUUACAGUUUUGUCCCUCACACGUUUCUUAAUUCACUUGUUGUUGCCCCUCUGGCUCAGUCAGCAACAGCAACAGCAACAACACCUUCACCUUUGAGUUGUUCUUGUCUUGUUCAUGGCUGUGUCCAACGGCGUCGAAGCUGUGCUAGAGUUUCUCAGGAAUAAUGGGUUAUCGGAAGCCGAGUCUGCUCUCAGAGAAGACAUCAUCGAGAAGAGUGAUCUGGGGUCCUUUGACUACGAGAAAUUCUUCUUCCCCAUGGUUCCGCCGCCGCCUCCGGUCAGGGUCCGAUCCUUUUCGCGGCCGUCGGAGUCGCCGGGCUUCGCCGGAGACUGCUCCAAAUCGACCUCUGUUUCGUCGGAGGAUGAGUUUGUGAGCAUCGGGUCGUCCACUUCUCGUGUUUCUUCUUCAGAAUUCAUCAAUCCGUAUGGAAUCCGUUCCUCAUCUCAGACUCAGAAUGAUUCCGAAUCUUCUUCUGAUAGAUUAUCUCAAUUCGGCACAGCACGAGAUUAUCACGAAUUUGAUAUGCAAAAUGAACCAUAUUGGUAUAAUGAAAAAGAUGAUGACAAUUUCUUGACUCCUAGUUUUGAAGGGACGGAUUUCGUUGGGUGUGAAAGUGAAGAUAAGUUUGUCAUGACAGCAGAAACUGAAAAUCAACAUGACAGUUCUCUGGGUUUUAAUUUCAACCAUGAAGAAUUUCAAUCAGAGGGAAAUGGUGCUUACAAGGACAAGGCAUGCCUUUAUAAUCAUUCCUCUCUAGGGGAUGGAAAUGUGACUCACUCACAAGGCUAUUGUCAUGUGGAUAAUAAAGACCAGGUUGAAGGGCAAUUAGAGGGCAAGGAUGAGAAACACACCAUUCCCUAUAGUUGUGAAGUUCCAUUUUGCAAAAGCUGUGGAGGUUCAGGAGAUUCUUGUAGUGGGGAUCCUACAAACUUCAGCUACCCUAAUUUGAAGGAAAUCCAUCUGAAUGAUUUUCAUUUGAAGGUUGUUGGGGAUAUUACCCCAUUUGAUUCUGCCCCAGAACAUACUUUGAAUCGAAGUUUUGACUACCACACUAAAAAUGACAGCAGUAAGGGGGACAGGGGUCCUUAUGACUUAACUAACAAAGUUGCUGAAACAGAUCUACCAAAUGGAUUUGACACCUACAAGGCAGGAGAUGGAAGAGAAUCCGGUGAAGAGUGCCAAGAUCCAGAUGUUAUUGCAGAUGGAGAGGAUACUACUGAUGAUGAACUCUUAAAGUACAUUCAAGAGGAUGAAUAUGAAGUCUUUGACCUGAGAAUUAUACAUAGAAAGAACAGGACUGGAUUUGAAGAAAGCAAGGAACUUCCCAUUGUGCUAAAUACAGUCAUGGCUGGCAGGUACUAUGUAACAGAGUAUCUUGGUUCAGCUGCCUUCAGUAGGGUUGUUCAGGCACAUGAUCUUCAGAUGGGAAUAGAUGUUUGCUUGAAGAUUAUUAAAAAUGACAAAGACUUUUUUGAUCAAAGCUUAGAUGAAAUCAAGCUUCUGAAACUUGUCAAUAAGCAUGACCCAACAGAUGGACGCCACAUAUUGCGUCUUUAUGACUAUUUCUACCAUCAGGAGCAUUUAUUCAUUGUAACUGAACUUCUGCGAGCAAACUUAUAUGAAUUUCAGAAAUUCAACCUAGAAUCUGGAGGGGAAGCAUAUUUUACAUUGAACAGGUUGCAGCUCAUUACUCGUCAGUGUUUGGAGGCAUUGCAAUACUUGCAUAACUUGGGAAUUGUUCACUGCGACCUGAAGCCAGAAAACAUUCUAAUCAAAAGUUACAAAAGAUGUGAAAUAAAGAUUAUUGAUCUCGGAAGCAGUUGCUUUCAAACAGACAAUUUGUGCCUAUAUGUACAAUCCCGAUCUUAUAGAGCUCCUGAAGUGAUGUUAGGCCUUCAAUAUGAUGAAAAGAUUGAUAUAUGGUCUCUUGGUUGCAUCUUGGCUGAGCUAUGCUCUGGUGAAGUGCUCUUUCCAAAUGAUGCAGUUGUGAUGAUUCUCGCCCGCAUGAUUGGAAUGAUUGGUCCUAUUGAUCUGGAGAUGUUGGUGAAAGGGCAGGAAACACACAAGUACUUCACCAAAGAGUAUGAUAUUUAUUAUUUAAACGAGGAGACUAAUCAAAUGGAGUACAUAAUUCCAGAGGAGUCAUCAUUGGAGCAGCACCUACAGGUUACUGAUACUAUGUUUAUCGACUUUGUCAGAUACUUGCUUAGCAUAAACCCCAAAAGAAGGCCUACAGCAAGACAGGCGCUAAAGCAUCCAUGGCUUUCUUAUGUUUACAAGUCAUAGGAAGGUUCAGUAAUUCUGUUGGGAGUUAUCCAUAUCAGUCAUGAUCUCAUGAGCUUAUUUUCCGCAUACAGUGAAGCUUGCAAUCACAAUUUUGGUUUGUUUAUAAGCAACAGCAAGUGAAUUUACUUUCUCAUGUUGUAUGUUUUUUUUCCUGUUGAUUAACAGAUUGUUCUUUUGUACAGAACUUCAGCCCAUUAUUUUUGCUUUCCAUGAAUUGGGAGGUUUGAGCAUUACCAGAAUAACAUUUUCGUGUCACCCUUUUGAUUCUAUCAUUGGUCCUAUAAUGCAUAGGUCCUUGAAGGCUUCAUUGCAAAAACUAUGUUUG
Gastrolobium bilobum is the source of this 2730-nucleotide messenger RNA. RefSeq lists its product as uncharacterized. The transcript has 7 exons. Gene Ontology annotation, biological process: peptidyl-threonine phosphorylation; peptidyl-serine phosphorylation. Gene Ontology annotation, cellular component: cytoplasm. Lineage: Eukaryota; Viridiplantae; Streptophyta; Magnoliopsida; Fabales; Fabaceae. Bases 234 to 2405 code for a protein of 723 amino acids. The record is from RefSeq and is a predicted model, not a curated record. Gene Ontology annotation, molecular function: protein serine/threonine kinase activity; ATP binding; protein tyrosine kinase activity.